Prorocentrum cordatum is the source of this 695-nucleotide messenger RNA. The record is from the annotation of a GenBank genome assembly. Lineage: Eukaryota; Dinophyceae; Prorocentrales; Prorocentraceae.
GAGCCCAACGUCAUCAGCUACAGUGCUGGGACCAGCGCGUGCGAGAAGGGCGGGCAGUGGGCGAGCAGUGGCAGCGGGCCCUGGCGCUGCUGAGCGAGAUGCGGGAGGCGAAGCUGGAGCCCAACGUCAUCAGCUAUAAUGCUUGGAUCAGCGCGUGCGCGAAGGGCGAGCAGUGGCAGCGGGCGCUUGCGCUGCUGAGCGCGAUGCGGGAGGCGAAGCUGGAGCCCAACGUCAUCAGCUAUAAUGCGGGGACCAGCGCGUGCGCGAAGGGCGAGCAGUGGCAGCGGGCCCUAGCGCUGCUGAGCGAGAUGUGAGAGGCGAAGCUGAAGCCCAACGUCAUCAGCUACAGUGCUGGGAUCAGCGCGUGCGCGAAAAACGAGCAGUGGCAGCGGGCCCUGGCGCUGCUGAGCGAGAUGCGGGAGGCGAAGCUGGAGCUAGACUCAGCUACAACGCUGGGAUCAGCGCGUGCGAGAAGGGCGAGCAGUGGCAGCGGGCGCUGGCGUUGUUGAGCGAGAUGCGGGAGGCGAAGCUGGAGCCCAACCCCUAUCAGCUAUAAUGCUGGGAUCAGCGCGUGCGAGAAGGGCGAGCAGUGGCAGCGGGCCCUGGCGCUGCUGAGCGAGAUGCGGGAGAAGAAGCUGGAGCCCGACGUCAUCAGCUAUAGUGCUGGGGUCAGCGCGUGCGCGAGGAGGAGGAGG